AUGGUUCGGAAGUUUGUUUCUAAAUUAAUGAGUCUACUCAGGCACCUGCGUAAAAUGUAUAUUUGUGCAUUAUUGAGUCAGUUAGAAGAAUUAAAGAAAUCGCCAUGUUGUCCAUCCAAAGAAGAUAUAAAUGGCUAUGCACGGAAAAUCCAAUUUUUGAAAGGGUUGCUGGAAGCUGACAGAUUGCCUGAUUCAUCAGAGAAGAUGUUGGCUGCUGAAAAACUUGCUCCAGUCUCAUCUUCUAAAGACAUUAAUCCAUCAGCAAGUAAAAAGCUUUGCAAUUUAACAAAAGGCAGGUAUGAGAAAGAGAUGAGAGCAGAUCUUUUUGGUAACUCUGACACUUCAGCUGCUGGUGAUUUACGCCAAAGAAAGACUACUGAAAAUGACACUGACUUAGAUACCAUUUUACAACAUUGCAAUCAGAUGCAAGGCAAACUGGCUGAGGAAAUGCUCAUGUUAACAAGAAACCUAAAAGAGAAUGUGUCUGCUGCAAGCCGAAUUGUCAAAGAUGAUCUCAGAACCAUUUCUGAUAGUUCACACUUGGCAAGCUCCAACUUUGAUAAGCUAAAAGUACAAACAGAACAUUUGGAAGCACACACUAACUCUUGUACCUGGUGGGUGUGGCUUAUGAUUGCUGCUGUGACGUUGACUUUUCUUUGGAUGAUAAUAUUUAUUCGAAUAUUUUCAAAAUAAUUUCUGAUUGAGUUACUAAACAACAUCUUUACUGUUACUAAACUAUAAUGUUUUUGUUCCUCCCAGCCAUCACCAGUUAUCAAAGUUGGGCUGCUUGUAAAUAAUGGGCUUUUGAGCAAAAUUACAAGUACCAGAUUUUCGGCAUACAUGGUUUGGAGAAAUUUAAACAAUAAUACCAUUACGUAUUGUUAUACAAUACACACACACAUACAUUUUGACAUAACUGUCUGUUGUUGUUAUACACUGCUGGUUAUUAUGCACUUCCUUGCAUUGUUGCUUUCGAAUGACACCACUCUACUGGCUAGACAAGCAACCCAAUACAUAUAUAUCAAUGUUUUAACAUCCACUUUCCCAUGCUUGCAUCAGUCAGGUGUGAUAUGUUGAGACAAAUUUCCUACAGCCAGACGACCUUCCUGUUGCCAAACCCUACCUGUAGUAAGGUAAUAUUUCUCCAUGACCAAAUAUGUCUCUGACUGGAAACAAUAAACACCACUUCCAUAAUGGUGCCACUUGCAAUUAUCAUGCAAUCUCAAGGCAGGAGGCAGUAGCACACACAUACAGGCAUGCACAUACAUACAUACAUAUAUAUACAUGCAUAUAAUUAAAAGGGAAAUCCUGAAAAACUAUAAAAACACCUCAAAAAACAACCUACUAAAUAUGAAAUUCCAGGUUAAGAAGAUAGUAGAAAGAUUACAUUUCAAAGAUAGAACAGACCUCUACCUCCCUAGAACUCCUAGAAUUAACCUGAAGGGCCCUAUGCCUAAAUUCACUACUUAUCCAUUACUUAUAUGCCCCUCAAAGUCAGAUAUAGGUAGACUUAGGAAUUUUAUCAUUAACAAAUAUAUACCCAAGCUUAGAAAUGAAAAUAAAGUUAACUCAUGGUCUAGUUUAUAUGAGAUAAUUGAUUGGUUCACUGAUGUUAAGAAUAAAGUUCAUACAUUUAGAGAUAUCAAAUUACAAUGCAUCCAUUAACCCAAUUCUAUUCAACAAAGCAUUAAUAUUCAUGAUGAGAAGCUCAAGUUUAUCUAAAGAAGAAAUUGACAUUAUAUUGAUGGUCAGAAAGUCUAUAAUCGAAUUUGAUGAAAUAUUGGGAUAGGGAAGAUGGGCUUGAUCAGUUCAACAUUACCAUGGGAUUGAGCAGUUCUGCUCAGGUAAUGAACUUAGUAGGUGUAUAUGUGUGUGUGUGUAUAUAUAUAUAUAUAUAUAUAUAUAUGACCAUUUUCUAUCUAUCUGUCUCUCUCUUGUUGCUCACAUGUGACCAUUGUCCAUUUUUUUUUUGUCACGUGACCAUCUUUCUUUUCUUGCACGGAUGUUCAAAAGACUGGUUGUGUUUUUUCUCUCUCUUCAAUCUUUUCUCUUUACAAAGAAAAUAUUUCUCCCAGUAUUCACUGUUUUCCUCUCGUUCUGGUCUAACGACUCUCCAUGUUUCUUUUCACUCUGUUUCCUUGUAUGUCUCCACUGUCCUGUUUUUGUUCCCAACUUUGACCCUCCAUAAAUCCAAAAUUUUAUUUUAGAAUUUAUGGGAGCAUCCGUCUUUGAAGACUCAUAUUAUCAUUGAAUGCUCGAAAUGAGGAGCAGAUAGACAGCCGACAACUGAUGAAGGGUCCUUUCUCUGUGUUUACUCGUCCUGUUUUCCAUUUUUUGUUUUACUUCGUUUACGUAUUGAACUUAUUUGUUUAUGUAUUUCAUGUUGUUUACACCAUUGGUAACAUCCUGUACUCAUAUAUGCAUAUAUAUAUAUAUAUAUAUAUAUAUAUAUAUAUAUAUAUAUACAUACACACACACAUAUCUCAAAAUAGUGAAAACAUGAAAGAUGUGUUGGACUGAGAUUUAAUGUGAAUGUAUUGUAUAUAAUGCUGUAAUAAACAAGUUUUUGAGGCUGUAUAA
Octopus bimaculoides (California two-spot octopus) is the source of this 2580-nucleotide messenger RNA. RefSeq names its product vesicle transport protein USE1. Gene Ontology annotation, biological process: retrograde vesicle-mediated transport, Golgi to endoplasmic reticulum. NCBI's taxonomy places the organism in Eukaryota, Metazoa, Mollusca, Cephalopoda, Octopoda, Octopodidae. The record is from RefSeq and is a predicted model, not a curated record. Gene Ontology annotation, cellular component: SNARE complex; endoplasmic reticulum. Gene Ontology annotation, molecular function: SNAP receptor activity.